CUGGCCAGUCGUGGUCCAGAACGAAGCCAUGGAUAAGAUACUAGAAGCUGUCAUGCAAUCUUCUUAUCCCAUGUAUGUCAAGCAGAGCUUGGCGCAACGGGUGAUUGAGGCCUCCAAGCAGCCAAUCGACAGCGAGCAAUGUUGGUCUAUGCUAGAAGUUUCCACCAAGCUCUUCUUUUUCGGUGAAUCCCGAUUUGCCAGGGAAACAGCCAGGGAAGUUCUAGGGGUCUACGGCAGAUACCACCCAGAGGAGUUUGAGGAAUUUUUCAACGUCAGAUUUAUAUUGAGCCUCCUCCAGGAGGGAUAUGGUACCCUCGGAAAGAGACAUGUGCACAUUUUAGACUACGUGCAUCUUGGGCUUCAGUUUGUGUUGGACAAGCCUUCCGCCAAGGAGAUCUUCAGGCUGCUGAGAAUAGAGGUUCUGCGUAUUGUCUGCGAAAGGCCAAGCCUUAAGGUCUGCGUGAGGAUCAGCAAGCUCCUGACGUCAUGUCCGCAGUGCAUUCCAGAGGGAAAACACCAGGUCUUGUUCAGCCAGCAGCUAAUUCGGUGCAUUGGUCAGUUCCACUGCCAGUCGGAAGCAGAAGAGGGGAUCAUACAGUUCCUCGACCAGGUGAACCGAGUCGGUGGACUGCUGCAAAACAUCUGGAGGCUUCAGGCCUCCCUGGUCCUCCCAUCCUUAAAGGAAUUAUUUGCUAUUAUCUCAUCAACAGAAGAGUCUGAGACGCCCUCGAAUUGUUUGGCAAGUGUUGUGCAGUACAUCCCCCUAGAACUCAUGGAAGGUGUCGUUAGAAAUUUGGCGAACGCAGACAGUGUCACCGAUGCGCAGAUGAUGACCGCCAUUACCAGGAUGAUGGACUGGGUGUCAUGGCCUCUGGGCAAGAAUAUUGAUAAGUGGAUCAUUGCUUUAUUAAAGGGCCUGGCGGCCGUGAAGAAGUUCAGCAUCCUGACAGAAGUUUCCCUUUCCAAAAUACAGAAGGUGUUUUCCAAGCUGCUGUACCCGGUGAUUCGGGAAGGAGCGCUUUCUGUCCUGCGCUAUACGCUGCUGAGUUUCCAGCACUCACCGGAAGCAUUUCAUUUGAUACUCCCGCACAUCCCGCAGCUGGUUUGCUGUCUCUCCAGUGAGAACACAAAUUCGGCCAGUAGUUGUCUGGAGCAGAUUGCUGAGCUCAUCCACUGUAUGGUCUUCCGCUUUUCCGGAUACCCCGACCUUUAUGAACCAGUCAUGGGAGCAAUAAAGGACCUCCCAGUCCCUAAUGAAGACCGGAUAAAACAGCUGCUUGGACAGAACGCAUGGACCUCACAGAAGAACGAGCUGGCACCAUAUUACCCCAGACUGGUAUCUAAAUCAGACACCGGUAGAAUUGGCCUGAUAAACCUGGGGAAUACGUGUUACAUGAACAGCAUCCUGCAGGCUCUAUUUAUGGCUUCUGAUUUCAGGCAUUCGGUCCUGUGUCUGCGGGACAGUGACUCUCAGCCUCUGAUGAUGAAGCUGCAGUACCUCUUUGCUUUUUUAGAGCACAGCCAGCGCCCGGCUGUCUCUCCUGAAAGUUUUCUGGCUUCUUCUUGGCCUCCGUGGUUUACUCCUGGUGUUCAGCAAGACUGCUCGGAGUACCUGAAAUACCUGCUAGAUCGGCUUCACGAAGAGGAGAAAACUGGGAAAAGGAUUUCCCAAACAUUAGCCCAAACCAGUUUUGGUUUCCAAGUGAAGAAACCUCUUUUGGGCCAGAAAACAUUAGUUGAACAGAUGUUUGGCGGAAGAAUCGUAACCAAAAUUCAAUGUCUAAAAUGUCACAGUGUUUCAUCCAGGGAGGAACGUUUCACAGACUUGUCGCUAGCUUUUCCCCCAAGUGGUGGCAUCACAGCAAGGAUUCCGAAAACGUCUCACCCUUCCGUCAUACCAGUAGAAGACAUAGGGCCACACCAUUCUGACAUCGCACAUAAAGGUCUGGAUCGGCAGACCGCAAUCGCUCCAGGCCAUGGCGGAUGUCAACAGAAGACUGAAGAGCACGGAGGAAAAGUAACACCCAUUGAGACAUUAGGAUUCUAUGGUAAAGACGAUCAACUAGAACAUACAGCUUCAGAAGACAAAGAUGUAAAUAAUUGUCCUGUUGUUAAAACUCGGGAUUGGCCGGCCCUUGCUCCUUCAGAGUCAACAUGUGUAAAAAAAUGUCCUCUUAGCUUGUCAGAUUUGAUCAAUCAUUACUUAUGCCCAGAGAUGCUGACGGCAGAAAAUAAAUACCGGUGUGAGACCUGUGCCUCGCUUCAAGAUGCUGAGAAAGUUGUGGAGAUUUCCACUGGCCCGGAGUAUCUCAUCCUCACUUUGCUGAGGUUCUCUUUUGAUUUGAAGGCCAUGAAAAGGAGAAAGAUCUUGGACAAUGUGUCCAUUCCUUUGAUCCUCAAGAUGCCUAUCCAAGUAAAUUCGCUUCCGUCAGAUGAAUGUGUGGAAAUGAGCAGUAGACAUGCCUCCGCCAGGGUCCACCAGCCUGCAAUCUAUGACUUGUGCACCGUAAUCGUGCACUCGGGGUUGUCGUCUGAAAGUGGACAUUAUUACUGCUAUUCCAGAGACUGCAUGAAUAGAGAUAGCCACAGACCUCCCAGUGCUGGGGUCAAGCGGUUUCCCACCGACAAGCAUCUAGACAUGGAGAUCCAGUGGUACCUCUUCAACGACACCAGGGUCUCCUUCUCAUCAUUUGAAUCUGUCAGCAAUGUAACCUCCUUUUUUCCCACCGAUACAGCCUACGUGUUAUUCUACAGACACAGAGAACUCGCUCAGGCUGACUCCGUUCUGGAAUCAGGGGCAACCAAGUCACGCGGAGAUGUUUCUCUUUACAAAGAACUUAUGGAGGCCAUUUCUAAGGACAACAUCAAGUAUUUGCAGGAGCAAGAAAAGGAAGCCAGGAACACGGCGGCCUAUCUCUCUCCGCUGCUGAAAUCUCCUCUUUGGUGGCAAGACUUCGACAAAGACAGUGACGACGAUGCAUCGCCGGGGGGAUUAGGAUCAGCUGGUGGAGGGGGGUCCGGGGCCUUUCAUGGUCUUGUGUUUUAGAGGUUCCACAUGUACUAUACACCAGCGGCCUUCUUAUAUGUUCAUUGAUUGGACUGUGAUAUGUGAGUGAUUAUAUAUGGAUUGAAGGAUCAAUAUAUGAGGCCUCAUUUCAUACAUUCUGGCCCCAAUCAAUGUCCUUUUCCCCAUACCAUACUGGCUGAAUUUAAAAUCAUGUUGUCCACCUCCACCUGAUUCCAUCAUGUUUCAUGCCUGGUAAUCCCCUAGAGUGUAAUAGUCUGCAGAGUCUUAUGCACUUUUGCUUUCAUGGAUCCUUUUUGAAGGGGAAGGUGCAGGAAGUGUGAUGUGCAAAAUAGACGCAAUUGCAAUAAAAACCUCCUAUUUUCUAUCUGUCUGUUAGAUACACUCUCUAGCUGAGGGUUUCUCCCAUGUAUAUUGUCCAUGCAGAAUCUCAAUAUGUGGGGGACAUAGCCCACUGUUACCAUCUAAACCUCAUUGUCAGGGACGCACACAGGGGGGGGGGGGGGGGUUCUGAGUGCCUAGAAACCCCCCUGACUGACCAAGAUCUGUCUUCCAUUUCUGGACUACAAACUUGAAGCAAGAUUCACAGAUAUGCUGAACUAUAUAUUUAUUUUGUACAUACAUUUAAUUAAGCCUGAGCACUUUCUGACAGUAAAAUACUACACUAGAAGGUCCUCUUCUCUGUCUCCACAUCAAGCUACUGAUUAACACACGGGACCACCACAAAACAUCUGUAUGGUACUAUUUUG
Molecule: messenger RNA, 3774 nt
Organism: Pseudophryne corroboree (corroboree frog)
Lineage: Eukaryota; Metazoa; Chordata; Amphibia; Anura; Myobatrachidae
Gene: USP35
Product: ubiquitin specific peptidase 35
Exons: 10
Coding region: 29-3046 (1005 amino acids)
Biological process (GO): ubiquitin-dependent protein catabolic process; protein deubiquitination
Cellular component (GO): nucleus; cytosol
Molecular function (GO): cysteine-type deubiquitinase activity
Source: RefSeq, a predicted model, not a curated record